Molecule: messenger RNA, 810 nt
Organism: Paramecium octaurelia
Lineage: Eukaryota; Ciliophora; Oligohymenophorea; Peniculida; Parameciidae
Source: the annotation of a GenBank genome assembly
AUGUAAUUGAAAGAGAAAAUAGGUGAUGGCUUUUCAAGCGAUCUCUAUUUAUGUGAGUAUUAAAACAAAUAGUGCGUAGUAAAGAUCUAUAAGCAAAAUUAUUCUGAUAAAUUGAGAUAGAAGGAAAUCAAAAUAUUGAAAAGUCUAGAUCAUCCUCAUAUCAUAAAGAUUGUUGAUCACCAUCCUGAUUACAACUACUUUGUCUGUGAAUAACUAAAGACUGAUUUUUAUACUAUUGUCAAGAAUGGGACUAAAUUCGAUGUUAGAACAGUGAAGUAGAUUCUACUAGAAUUAGGCGAAACCAUAUAAUACCUUCAUAAACUUAAUUAUGUUCAUCGGGAUAUCAAAUUAGAAAAUGUUAUGCUUAAUAACCACUUACAAAUCAUCCUAAUAGACUUUGGUUUUGCUGAUAUUGUGGAUGACAAAAAAUAAUACAUCAGAAAUUGUGGAACACGUAAUUAUAUGUCACCAGAAUUACUAAUUUCUGAAAAAUAUAUGCAAUCAAAUCUGCUGAAAAAAUCUGACAUUUUUGCACUGGCUGUCCUAAUAUUUAUACUCCUAUAUGGAUUCCCUCCAUUCUCUGAGGCCUCCCCAAAUUGCCCUUAUUGGAAGAUCAUCUCGGAUAAAAAAUGGAACUCCUUUUGGAAACUAGUCAAUAGAAAUAUCAAAAUAAAUGACGUCCUAUUUUAAGAAUUAUUUGAAAAAAUGAUAUCACCUGAUCCGGAGAACAGAUAUACAAUUGAAUAAGUACUCGAUCAUCCAUGGAUUGAUGGAAACCACGAUCUAAGCUAAUUAAUUAAUAUUAUUUGA